CGUAUCGGAAAGCAGUUCUACGGUUCUUGAUAAAGCCGCCAAUAUUACGCGCACUAAUUAAUUGAACGUGUGUAAUAAUGCUGGUUAGCCAUUCUUUGGCAAGUACUGGAGUAAUAUGGCAGUUGUAAUGUACUCCUAUUUGAAUUUUUUUGUUGUUCUACUAUCUUUAAAUAUUGUAACCUGUAGCAGUAACUCUGAUGGAGAAUUUGAUAACAAAGCUAUAUCGAAAUUGGUGUCAGGGUUGUCCGCGUUAACGGGUGGCCAGGGUGAUGGUGUUGAGAGUCUCCUUGGGAGCGCUCUCGAAGGAUUGGACUUGGGAUCGGGAUCUAGUUCAUCAUCAGAAAUGGUUCAAUCUGAUCUGGACAGCAAAGAAAUAAAAAAAUAUUUCAAUACUAUGGCUAAAAAAGAAGAAAAAUAUUACAAGAAGGCCAUGCAAGAUCAAAUAAGUGAAGAAGAAAAGAAUCAAUUGAAAUAUUACGAAAACUUAUUGACUCAAAUUAAAUCUCUGAAUGUAUAAAAUGAAGAACACGAA
Messenger RNA from Spodoptera frugiperda (fall armyworm), 532 nucleotides. RefSeq lists its product as uncharacterized. The record is from RefSeq and is a predicted model, not a curated record. Bases 116 to 517 code for a protein of 133 amino acids. The transcript is spliced from 8 exons. Lineage: Eukaryota; Metazoa; Arthropoda; Insecta; Lepidoptera; Noctuidae.